Molecule: messenger RNA, 4296 nt
Organism: Closterium sp. Yama58-4
Lineage: Eukaryota; Viridiplantae; Streptophyta; Zygnematophyceae; Desmidiales; Closteriaceae
Source: the annotation of a GenBank genome assembly
AUGGAUUCGUCAGCUGCGGAAUCGUCGCACGAGCCUUCUGCGACCGAUGCCCCACCAACAGAUGCAACAACUUUGGUACAGGCAACACCUGUACCGGAUUCGGCUUCAUCAGAUACGCCUGCACCAGAUACGCCUGCACCAGAUACGCCUGCACCAGAGCAUGCGGAGCCUGUAACGGUACAGUCUGACCAAUCGCUGGCUGCAGCAGACGGUACACCAGUGACGUCAGACGCGCCCGUAUCCUCGUCAGCAGGAGACGCAAGCGGUCCCAUUUCUGCUAGCUCCGACGUUCAGCCGGCUCCUUCUGACAUGGCUCCGUCAGUUGAGUCCCACGGUGAUCCUGCCACGUCGUCUGGCCCUGCUGCAGCCGCCACGUCAACUGAGUCUGCGCGUGAUCCUGCCACGUCAUCCGGGCCUACUGCAACGAGUAGCCGCAGCGAAGGCGGAUCGGAAGGGAGGGGAAGCAAGGCAAGCGGGGAAAGUGGCGGAGCGGAGAGAGGGGGGAGGGGGAGAGGUAGGGAACCUACCAGGACGGGCAGCAGCAGCAGCAGCGGCAGGUCCGCGAAGCCAGCCACUGACGCGGCAAGGCGGUACACCAGUGAGGCAUCUGCUCCGCCACCCUCGCUACUGGAGCAGGCGCAGGCGUUACCCGGUUACUCGCUCUUCUCCAAGGGCCUCCAGUCGCUUCGCUCGUCGCUCGCCAGCCCUUCGCCUGACUCUUCUCCAAGCCCUGCGACAGGGAGCGCAGGUGGAGUUGGGGGAGCGGCAGCAGGACGAGGACGAGGAGCGGCGGGAGGGGGAGGGAGCGGAGAAAGGAGCAAAGGCGGCGUAGGUGGGAGAGGAAGCACGCCUGGUGCUACAACUGGUCCAGGAGGAGCAGCUGAAGCCGCAGCAGGAGGAAAAGGAGCAGCAGCAGGAGGAAGAGCUGGGGCAGCAGCAGCAGGGGGAGGAGGGGGAGGGGUUCCAGUGGUCCGCAGCGCAUCAGGGGGAGCAGCAGGGCUGGGCGGGCUGGUGGGGGGAGCGGCAGUGGACAGCGCAGCAGUGCGCGAGUCCGCCAAGGAGGUGCUCAAGAGCGCGGAGAAGCUGCAGGAGAACGCGCGCGCUGCCCUGGGGUCGUUCUUCACGUCGCUCUCUGAGAAGGGCACGGGCACGCCUGGGGGGAGUGGCACUGGCAGUGCGAGCGGUGGGAGUGGGAGUGGCAGGCAGGCGGCAGCAGAGGCAGCGGCGGCGGCAGCAGGGGCAGCAGCUGCUGGGAUGCAGCAGCUGUGGCAGUCGUUCUCGGUCUCGUCUGCUCCUGCUCCGGCUGUUGCUGUUCCUGGUGCGGGGAGGGGCAAGGGGAGAGGGAGGGCUGGUGAUGGAGGAGGGAGAGGUGAGAGGCAGGGAGGGGCAAGUGGGGUUGGUGCGGGUGCAGAGGGAACCGGAAAGGGGGAUGCUGGGGCGGGAGGAGGGAAGGGAGAAGGCAAGGCAGACGGGCAGGCAGAAGGGAAGGGAGAAGGGAAGGUGGCGGCAACAGUGAUGGCCGGGGGCAGUGACGCAGGAGAGGGUGCAAAGGGAGGAGGAGCAAAGGAGGGGGAAGGAGAGAACGGGGCAGGGACAGAAACAGGGAAGGAAGGGCAAACGGCAGGAGAUGCAGAAUCGAAGGAAGUGGAGGGGGAGAAGGAGAAGGAGGGGGAGGAGAAGGAGGAAGGGGCGUUUGGGAAGGAAGGGGUGACUGAGAAGGCGGAGAAGGCGGGGGAGGAAGGGGAGGAGGGCGGGGAGGGGGAUGUUGACGGGGGGGAUGACUUGGUGGCGGAGAUUUUGGAGUGGGCGGCGACUGCAGGGGAGGACGCGGAUGAAGACACAGAGGCGGCGUUUGCUGCUGUCAUGGAUGCCCUGGGUAGUGAGGGCGAGGAGGAGGAGGACGGAGAGGAGGGCAAGGGUGGUAGUGGCAGUGGUGGUGAUGCUGGUGCUGGUGGUGAUGCUGGUGAUGAUGCUGGCGGUGAGGUAGGAACAGAGGCAGGGACUGAGGAAGGAGGAGGAGGAGGCGGCGUUAGGCUGAGCUCUGCUGACAAGGGGAAAGCGAUCGCCACAGAAGAGGAUGAAUCGGCAGAGGCAAAAACACAGGCAGACAAAGAGGCGGAGAAACAUGCAGAGGCAAAGAAGCAAGCAGAAGCAGAGGCUCAAGCGCAGAAGCAGGCUCAGUUAAAGGCUGAGAAGCUGGCUAAGGCACAGGCGACAGCACGUGCACAGGCGCAGGCACAGGAGCAAGCAGCAGCCGCAGGAGCAGCAGCAGCAGCGGCAGCAGCAGCAGCAGCCGCGACUGCAAGCCAAGCCCUGGGGUCUUUCACUAAGGGUUUCAUGGAGGGUACAAGGGGGUGGGUGGAGGAGAGUAGGAAGGGUUUAUUAGAUGGGACUAAGGGCUUAGUUGAAGGGACUAAGGAGCUUGUAGGUGAAGGUACCAAGGGGUUUGUGAUUGGGACGCGAGGGCUUAUGGAGGCGACUAAAGAGUUGGUGGAGGAAGGGAGGAAGGAGAUAGUGGAAGGGACGAUGGAAUGGGUGGAAGAGGGAAAGAAAGGGAUCGAAAGUGGUACAAAGGUGUUGCAAGACGGUUCAAAGGUUAUUCAGGAUAGGACGAAGGGGCUUGUGGAGCGGUCGCAGAGUGCGGCGAAGGCGAUUCAGACGCAGGCGAAGCACCUGGCGUCGCACAACAAGAGGCGGUUUCAGCAGGGCGGGUUUGACCUGGAUAUGACGUACAUCACUGCUGGGGUUAUCGCCAUGGGGUUUCCCGCUGGGGGCGAUGCGAAUGCCGGCAUCAUGAGUAUGGUGGAGGGUCUGUACCGCAACCAUGUGACAGACGUGCUUCACUUCCUCGAGACAUACCACAAGGUUCGCUACAUGAUCAUCAACCUGUGCUCGGAGCCUUUUGGUGGCACUGCUGCCACAGCAGGGGGAAGUUCAGAAGCAGCAGUAGCAUCAGCAUCAGCAUCAGCAUCAGCAUCAGAAGCAUCAUCAUCCACAGGAGGCAUAGCCCACGAGAGCAGCAGCAGUGUGCUUCAUGAGAACAGCCCCAUAGAGUGGAGUGAUCGCAUGUUGGUGAUUCACUCCAAGGAGGGACUGGGCCGCACAGGCCUCAUGACCUCAUCUCUGCUGCUCUUCCUCAACUACUAUGCAACAGCAGACGAGGCGAUAAACUAUUUCAACGCCAAGCGAUGCACCGAUGGGAAGGCUCUUGUGCUGCCCAGCCAAAAGCGUUAUGUGAAGUACUUUGAAGAGGUUCUAAGGGUCAGGCACGGAAUCAUCCCUCCACCCCGCAAGUGUCACAUCCGUGGCCUUCGCAUUCAUCGCUGCCCCUACUGGGUGCGACCUGCCAUUGUCGUCUCCGACCAAUCAGGUGGUCUAUUCAACUCCCGCAAGCAUCCAAAGACUAAGGACUUCAUGCCGGAGGACAUGUGGCACCAGUCGACACAGAGGGAGGGCGUGGUGGUAUUUGCCCUGCCUGGCGAGCGCGGCCUGGCCCCCGUGGAGGGCGACUUCUGCCUCAAGUUCAUCGACCGCAACGGGGACUUUUACUGGGAAUCAGUGAAAAACAAACGAGGGGUUUCUGCCCUGCCUGGCGAGCGGGGCCUGGCCCCCGUGGAGGGCGACUUCUGCCUCAAGUUCAUCGACCGCAACGGGGACUUUUACUGGGAAUCAGUGAAAAACAAACGAGGGGUUUCUGCCCUGCCUGGCGAGCGGGGCCUGGCCCCCGUGGAGGGCGACUUCUGCCUCAAGUUCAUCGACCGCAACGGGGACUUUUACUGGGAAUCAGUGAAAAACAAACGAGGGGUUUCUGCCCUGCCUGGCGAGCACGGCCUGGCCCCCGUGGAGGGCGACUUCUGCCUCAAGUUCAUCGACCGCAACGGGGAUUUCUACUGCUGGCUCAACACAGGCAUGAUGCCCAACCGCCUUGUCAUUCCGUGUGAAGAAUUCGACAACUUUGACAAGCGCCGUCUCCCCUCGCCCGGGCUGCAAGUGGAGGUGAUUCUGCUCGACCACGAUGCUCCGCUGCCGCAACCCAAGAAGAAAGCCCCCUCUGUGCCUGCUACUGCUGCCACCUCGGCAGCUGCUAGCUCAUAUGCAGCAGGGAAGGGAGGAGCGACAGAUGCCAAGGGGAAAGGCCUGGCUACAGCUGCAAGUGCUGCGCCUGCUGCGACCAAGGGUGAGUGCGAUGAGGCGAGUGCUGGACUGUGCCUGCCCGCUACUGCUGCUGCCACCUCGGCGGCUGCUAGUUCAUCUGCAGCUAGGACGCGGGGAGCGACAGCCACACUUGUCUUAUAG